Molecule: messenger RNA, 387 nt
Organism: Acaulospora morrowiae
Lineage: Eukaryota; Fungi; Glomeromycota; Glomeromycetes; Diversisporales; Acaulosporaceae
Source: the annotation of a GenBank genome assembly
AUGCUUCCACCUCCACCCAAUCAAUUUGCAAAUCAUAAUGAGCUUCUUGCUCAUGUUCGAACCUUUGCCGCAACUCAAGGAUAUGCCGUAACCAUAAAGAGAUCACGAACUGAUAUGAGUGGCCAAAUCAAAAAUAUAACAUUGUGUUGUGACAGAGGUGGUUCUUAUAGAAAUAAAUUAAAUCUAACAGCAAAUUCACGUCACAGACAGACAGCUUCAAGACUUUUGAAUUGUCCAUUUGAGCUAUUUAGAAUUAGACGUGAUGCAUCAGAAGAUAUGUCUGGUCAUCCAAUUAUUUACAGAUUAAGCACUAAGCAACAAAGCAAGUUUGACAGAUGUCUAUUGCUGGUUCACAUCCUUGUCAAAUUUUAUCAACUAUUAGACAAG